AUGUCUUCCCCAAGCGCGUCAUCAGAGGAAGCAGCUCGCCGGCAGGCGGAAGCGCGCGCCGCCGUUACAGCAUCUUUGGCGUCUGUAGGCGCGUCUGUCGACAACGAGAUGCGCACGCGAACAGCGGACCUGCAUGCAAACUCGGCAGCAAUAGCUAAGCAGGAGAAGGAACUGGCAAAGCAGACAGCGGCGCUGGCUAAACAGCGGGCCGAGUGGGACAAGCUGUUGCAGGGAGGCACCAAGAAACUGAACGAGGUGGGAGAUAUACAGAACUGGGCAGAGAUGAUUGAACGAGACUUGCUGGUUCUAGAAGAGACGAUGAGGCUGGUUGAUGGAGAGGGCGACGAUGGGAGGGAGGUGUCUGCUAGCGGGACGCGCAGGUGGUAG
This is a messenger RNA of Bipolaris zeicola 26-R-13, 387 nucleotides long. RefSeq lists its product as uncharacterized. The transcript has a single exon. The record is from RefSeq and is a predicted model, not a curated record. NCBI's taxonomy places the organism in Eukaryota, Fungi, Ascomycota, Dothideomycetes, Pleosporales, Pleosporaceae. Bases 1 to 387 code for a protein of 128 amino acids. Gene Ontology annotation, biological process: endosomal transport. Gene Ontology annotation, cellular component: BLOC-1 complex.